Messenger RNA from Penicillium canescens, 985 nucleotides. Its product is annotated as NOPCHAP1/New4 family protein. Lineage: Eukaryota; Fungi; Ascomycota; Eurotiomycetes; Eurotiales; Aspergillaceae. Gene Ontology annotation, biological process: box C/D snoRNP assembly. The record is from RefSeq and is a predicted model, not a curated record. The transcript has 2 exons. The coding region runs from base 141 to 815 and encodes 224 amino acids.
ACACAACUGUCAGACUGGCAUAUACUAUCACGUCUAAUAGACUCAAGAUCGGUCUUUCGACCCAUGACCACAGUUCAGUGCAACACAGCCACCUAGAAAUCUCUGACCCCCGGCGACAAACCUCCCCAAACACACGAAUCAUGCAAAAAGAAACACAAAAACCACAGGCGGCAAAGAGCCAAACCUCGAACAAGCCAUCAAAAACAAUGAACCUAACAGAUCGCACGGCCCGCCGCCAACGCGCCUCAUACCCGCCCUCAGACUCAGACCCAACCUCAUCUUCGGGCUCCUCAUCCGAAGACUCCAGCGAAAGCCAAAGCGGAAACGAAGACGAGGACCACUCCGACCAAGAAAUGCGUGACGAACCCAGAUCCACAGCAGCAAACCCAGCCGAUCCCUCCUCGUCACUACCGCAUAUCGGCGGCCGACCCAAACCGCGCAUACACCGCAUGAAGGGCGAUUCGGAACUCUUAUCGCGGCUUAAUGCUUUCUUGCCGAAGAUGAAGAAUGCGAAUGAGGAUUUGCAGAAGGAGAUUGAGGCUGGGAGGGUUGGGGAUCUUGUUCUUGAUAAUGCCGAUGAGGGUGGGGAGCAGUAUAUUGAGAUGGAUCUUGGUCUUGGUGUCCUGGAAGAAAAGAAGGAGGGUGACUCGUCUAGUGAGGAUGAGGAUGAUCGCGAAGAUGCGAAGACUGGUUCUGGUGCUGCUGGGAAUACAUCUCAAGAGCUGAAGGACUCUGAUAUCAUUGGGAAGCUUAUGGGAGGUAAGGGUAAGAAGACUAAGACGGAUAAACCGUCUAUUGAGGAGAUGGCGGAGUAAGAUGCUGUCUGAUGUGGCUUGCAAUGUCUAAGAUAUUGAUUCGGAUGUGUGUACUUACUGUACUGAUUCAUUUACGGCGAUUUACCGGCCUGUCAUUUUUUAUAUGCAUAUGGGCUACAUGUUGUCAUCUUUAGCGUCUUGAUAUUUUGCUAUUUUUUUUUUUUAGAACC